AUGUCUGGUUCGACCCGAAAAGAAACGGAUCGCAUAAAAGGUCCAUGGAGUCCCGAAGAAGACGAACUCUUGCAGACGCUAGUGCAAAAGCACGGACCAAGAAACUGGUCUCUGAUAAGCAAACCGAUCCCUGGACGUUCCGGUAAAUCUUGCCGUCUCCGCUGGUGUAACCAGCUUUCACCGGAGGUUGAGCACCGUUCUUUUUCGCCGGAGGAAGACGAGACGAUCUUACACGCGCACGCUCGGUUCGGUAACAAGUGGGCCACUAUCGCUCGCCUUCUCAACGGUCGGACCGACAACGCGAUCAAGAAUCACUGGAACUCGACGCUGAAGCGGAAAUGCGGCGGCGGCGGCGGUGGUUGGACGUCGGACGACGGUGGAAACGGAGGGUAUGAUGGUAGUUUAACGGAUGAGCAGCCGUUGAAACGGACGGCGAGCGGCGGCGGAGAUGGAGGAGUUGUGUCGACGGGGUUGUUCAUGAGUCCUGGAAGUCCAUCGGGAUCUGACGUCAGCGAGCAAUCUUGUGGACCUGUUCUGCAUGUUUUCAAGCCGAUGGCGAGAGCUGGUGGUGUGGUUAUUGAAUCUACGGUGAAAGAUCCGGCGACUUGUCUGAGUUUGUCUCUACCUUGGGUCAACGAGUCAACUCAAGGAAAAGACACGGCGCCAGUGAGGAAACAAGAGGAGGAUAAGGCAAGAUUUAGUGGGGACUUCAUGAGGGUGGUGCAAGAGAUGAUUAAGACGGAAGUGAGGAGUUACAUGACGGAUUUACAGCUAGGAAACGGCGGAGGAGGAAGUUUAUGUAUGGUGCAGGGAGGUAAUGGUGGUAGUGUAGGGUUUAGAGAGUUUAUUGAGAUAGGGAAGAUUGAGUAGUGAGAGAGAUUUAAGUUAAUACUAAAGAGUUUAUUAUCACAUGGCACAAAAUAAUAGUAGUACUAAUAAAAACCAUUAGCCUAUAAGCUUCGGUCAUACAAACCUCUAUGACAUGGUUUAUUCAAGGAUUUUGUUAUUACUAGUGAUGUUUUAUGGCGAAAUGGUUCUUCUAGGAUUGUCAUACAAAUAAAUAUCACCUGAGUUUGUGCGCCUUUUAUGUUUCUUCUAGAAUUGUCCUAUUUAAGAAAACAACUUCUCA
Messenger RNA from Eruca vesicaria subsp. sativa (arugula), 1129 nucleotides. Lineage: Eukaryota; Viridiplantae; Streptophyta; Magnoliopsida; Brassicales; Brassicaceae. The record is from the annotation of a GenBank genome assembly.